AUGCUAGCAGCUUUAGGAAGUUUAAAGGAGGUAAAUGCAAAGAAUAUAAAAUUGAUGAGAGUAUAUACUCUCCCGGGCAGAACGGCCACGACGGAAACCAAAUUGAUUACUAGGGCAGAUUUGAGUUCUACUAUGAAUCAGUGGGAAGAUGAUAACUGCCAAGAGGUGAUUCACAGACCUGCCAUUCGCAAGAAAGGACCAAGGAUGACGAGACCA
Messenger RNA from Iphiclides podalirius (scarce swallowtail), 216 nucleotides. The record is from the annotation of a GenBank genome assembly. Lineage: Eukaryota; Metazoa; Arthropoda; Insecta; Lepidoptera; Papilionidae.